This is a messenger RNA of Penicillium argentinense, 627 nucleotides long. RefSeq lists its product as uncharacterized. Lineage: Eukaryota; Fungi; Ascomycota; Eurotiomycetes; Eurotiales; Aspergillaceae. The transcript is spliced from 2 exons. The record is from RefSeq and is a predicted model, not a curated record. Bases 1 to 627 code for a protein of 208 amino acids.
AUGACGGAAUCGGGAAUCGACAUGGCUCUGCUCGAGGAGCACUGGCAGGACCAGCCCCGAAACCACAGUGUCCAUGAACUGGAGCCCCUGGGUAUCGAAACGAGUGACCCGCUCUUCCACGUUUGCUGGCGACGACAGUCGUGCUCGUACUGCCUGGCCGGCGACGUUGCCUGCAGCUGGUGCGCGACAUCAUCCGCCUGCGUGCCUAAUUCCGCACACCUGCCCAUCCUAGCUCCGAUUCAUGCCACGCAGAUCUGCCCACUGGGCUCGAAGGAGCGAUGGGAGCUGCGGGCGUUACCGUUUGGGUGUAAUGUCAGUACCAUGACUUUCUUGUCGGUGGUGGUGGCGGUGGUAGGGACCGUCGCCCUGGCUGGGAUCGGAUUCGCGGUCUAUUGGUUGGUCAGGGCAAUGCGCCAACGAUGGAAGGAGGCCGAUAAUGAGCAGCUUAGCGAGGCACAGCCCUCCUGGUGGGAGGAACUGCUCAUGUAUGGCGCCCUCGGAUCUCUGGCUACGUUGUUCCUGGGCCAAGGCCAAGACCAGCAGGAGCAGGGACAGCCAUCCACACAGUCCCUGGCCGAUGAAGCACAGGAUGAUGGGGAGACGAGGCCAUUGCUAGAGGAUAUGUGA